UCAGAACAGCGAUAAUUUGUAAUUCUCAGUUAAAUAUUGAUAUCGUCAUUUGAUAAAGGAGUUCGGUAUUUUUGUUAUUUAAUUUCUUUUCAAACUUGAAGUAAACUAGCAUACGCGACAAUGAUAUACAAGUACCUAACGAUUAUGUUUAAUAAUAAUUUGAAAUCAUAAAGUGUAACUGCAUUGAAUUGAAAUGAAUACAGCUAUGUAUUUCCAUAUUGCAUUCGGAAAGAAAAAUAUAACAGCUUAGUUAUGAUGCAAUGAAGUGACACUGAGAGCUAUUGAGUUCAUAGGACGAUUUGAUUCAUGGAACACAGAAUUUAAAUCUCUCAUAAAUAGGAAAGUAAUUGAACGACACCUUCAAUACAUUUUAAUUGCAGAUCUCCUGCCUGACAACAAGGAUUAUAGUUCAUAGUCUGGCAAAAUGACAUCUCAACAAGCAAAAGUGAAUGAAGCCGAUCUGCAGCCAAAUGGAAAAGAAUCAUCGUCCUUGUCGUAUAUGCAUAAUCCACCAAGAAUCAUGCCUAAUUAUGGGAAGAGAAAACGCAGCACUCUGCCAAAAUCGAAUAUAUCCAGAGUUCUCUUGUAUGACAACGCAACACAACAACAACAACUGGACGUUAAACUUUCACAUAUAAAAAUAGAACAAAACCGUGUACGACGAAUACUAGACUUACACAAACGCUCUUUUCUUUGGAGGCAGAAAAAACGUCAACAGCACAUGGCGGAUAAUAAUAUAUCAUUACCGGAUAUUCAGCAUAAUACAAAAGAAAACAGAAUACUAAGUAGACUUUCUAGUGAAUAUUCCUAUAGACCACCAAACGUACAAGCAAGUUCAUUUAAUAAUGAUUCAAGAACUAAAAGUGCAUUUUCGGUUUCUGAUCUAGAGGUGCUUAAACUUCCGGAACUCCAAACAAAUGGCAAACAUGUGAUUUUUAAACUGAAAGAGGCUAAUGGACAAACGCAAAUAUUUCAUACAAUUGAUAAUGAUGGAAUUUUUUCAGAAUUUGUACCAAUGCAUUCGUUUUAUAACAGAGCAUCUGAAGAUCCGAGAUUUCAAGGACUAGCCAAUUCUUUAGCGAGAAUUGAUAUAGAAAGUGAUGGGUUAAACGAAUUAAGCCCUAGCUACAGAAGUCCAAGAUUUUCACGAACGGUACACGUGUUACCGGUGAAUACCAAAAUUAAUGACACUAAAAAAUCCGAAACUAUGAUUGAGGUAGAAGAUCAUGAUAGUAAUCAUGAAAAUGAUCAUGACGAGGAUCAUGAUGAAGUGAUUCAUUAACUAGAACUUAAAUGAAUUUAAGAUUCAAAUAUUAUUUAUUCCAUUCUGACCAUCACAGAAAAUCGUCACGCCUGCGGAAAACUUUAUCAACUUUUCCAUUGCUCAAGGAUACUCAUUGUCCGUGCUAUUAAAUUAAAGUUUAAUAAAGAUUUUUUUUUCCAUAUAUAUUUACGAUAGAUAUACAAAUCAGAAGAUAUUUU
Messenger RNA from Mytilus trossulus (common blue mussel), 1482 nucleotides. RefSeq lists its product as uncharacterized. Lineage: Eukaryota; Metazoa; Mollusca; Bivalvia; Mytilida; Mytilidae. The transcript is spliced from 2 exons. Bases 425 to 1282 code for a protein of 285 amino acids. The record is from RefSeq and is a predicted model, not a curated record.